GGACCCGAACAUGGCGGCGGUGGUGGCUGCUACGGCGCUGAAGGGCCGGGGGGCGAGAAAUGCCCGCGUCCUCCGGGGGAUUCUCUCUGGAGCCACGGCUAACAAGGCUUCCCAGAACAGGACCAGAGCACUGCAGAGCCACGGCUCACCAGAAUGCAAGGAGGAGCCUGAGCCCCUCUCCCCUGAGCUAGAAUACAUUCCCAGAAAGAGGGGCAAGAACCCCAUGAAAGCUGUGGGACUAGCCUGUUGCAGGUGGAAAGCUGAAUCCAAGGGAAGGAAAUUGCUGGAGUCAAGGGAUGGAAUCUCAGAAGAGUGGGGUGAGGUGAGAGUGGAACGAUAUGUAAAACUGGGGGACAGUGGCUUUUCUGUGCAGCAAAUUGAGCUGAUCUGAUUAGAGUCACUGGAUUCAUCCUUCUUUCCUUUGGGAGCAGGGGUAACAUUCCAGUCCCAGUAAUUAAUUAAAAUAGUUUCAGCUUGUGUUGUAUAGAAGCUAGAUGUGUUUCUGUGAGUUCUGUGGUUCUGAUUCUGGCUUUAAUACAUAUUACUGAUUAUCAGUCACUAAGGUAAAAGGGAGGGAAAUUAAUUUUUUUCCAGCAAAUGUCUGAGGUAUGACAGUACUUUGCCAUAUAAUGUUUUAAGCUUUCUGAGGUAAACACUGCACUUCCAUCUCGCCAAGGAGGGAACAGAGGCCCCCAGCUGCGACUGUCACCAGCUCUAGUGGCUUCCUGUUCUUUGGCCCUUACCAAGGCCCUAUUUUAGAAGCAGUUGCUCAGAUGGAGAGUUGGUCGAUGUCCCUUAGUGGUUGCGCACAUGCUUAAUGUCUUGAAGCCCUAAGUUCAAUUUGCAACACCAUAAAGAAAAAUAGAGGGGUCGGGCAAGGGACAUGAGACAGUGUAUGUAGAGAGGUCUUUUGCUAACUCAGAGCAAUCCUGGGCUGCUUAGGCUAUCACACAGAAGCAUUCACAGAAGUGAAGAGGCUCAUGAAUACCAGCCAUAAGAGGAGAAAUGAAGAGGUAGGUAGACCACACUGGGCUUUUAGUGCCAUACCUAGGAGUUUGGAGUUGGCCAGGAUGUAAUAGAGAAUUACUAUGGUGGUCUAAAGCAGGCAGCAGCAGGAGGCUCUGGUUUGUUGGGUCCCUCCAGCACUCAGCACAAAGGACAGGUAAACAGAAGAUGUCUCACCACAGCAUUUGUACAAGUGGCAAAGCUGGACUGAUUCUUCUAGCUCCUCUGGCUCAGUCCCAGUCCCUGCCCAAACCCGGUGCACAUCUCCCCAU
Molecule: messenger RNA, 1277 nt
Organism: Grammomys surdaster
Lineage: Eukaryota; Metazoa; Chordata; Mammalia; Rodentia; Muridae
Product: probable hydrolase PNKD
Exons: 3
Coding region: 11-391 (126 amino acids)
Source: RefSeq, a predicted model, not a curated record